GGUGGGAGCAACAAGAAAGAACAGUUUUGCUUUGAACUGAGUGAUUCUUAUCGAGAGUCAUAGUCCAGCUGUGGGUGAUCCUGAGCGGCAGGGAGUCACGGGCACUUUUGAGAGUGCGUUUCGUUUAGACGGAGAGUGGCUGGGAAAUGCAGCACUGACACUUGUUUCCAAUGCCUUCCCUGAGCUCCCUCCAGCCAGGAGGGACUUGACAGCUCCGAGACCCACUGAAGACGGGAGAAGCAGUAGAGACGGAAAGCGGAGAGAGUCACCUGAAGGGAAUUAGGGAGAGCGGCCUGAUGCUGUUUUAACAAGGAUGCUGAGAGGUAUCGGCGGGCCGAGGCAUUUACUGAAGACCUGGAAGUGAAGCGGUUCCCCUUCAGCUUUUAUUUGAGGGGGUUAAACGGGCCCUCAAACUCUUCAAGUGAUAGGUGUAUGUGAGGGGUGAUGUGAGAUUUGUUGAUGGCUUUGUUAAGGGGGCGGGAAUCACAAAGGAGAAAGUGCAGCUUUGUUACACUGGAAGCAGCGAGUGCUUUUCUGUCUCUCCGUUCUGGAGCUCGACGGUAGGAGGGAAAGUGAAAUUCCGGCAGCACGCCCGAGCGUGACUGGGCUCUGAAUCUACUUGUUGCAGCAGAGCAAAAGUUUCCUUUCAAAUUCCCUCAGAGAAAAAAAAACAUUUGGCUCAGGCAGAAAGGGGGAAAGGGAGCCAAGUGCGCAAACUGGAAGCCGUGGCUCCCGGGACGCUGGGAGCGCAGAGUGGCGAAGGAUGGCACGGCGGGCAGCUCGCUGAGGUGUGUUCCAGGGGCACUGCCACACUAGAGUCGCCUCCGGAGAGCUGAGAUGACUGCCAGCAGAUGCUGAAGAAGCUACUUGCUUGUGGUAUUCAUUUCCAGGACCCUCAAGGAAGGAGAGACAUGGGUCAGACAAGUUCCUGCACUCAAACAGAGCUCCUGGGCUCCACAAAGAGGCUGAAUGUUAAUUACCAAGAUUCGGAUGGGUUCUCAGCCUUGCACCAUGCUGCACUUAGUGGGAGCACGGAACUCAUUUCACUGCUGCUGGAAGCUCAGGCAAUGGUGGACAUCAAAGACAGCAAUGGAAUGCGACCGUUGCACUACGCAGCAUGGCAGGGGAAGGUGGACCCCGUGAAGCUUCUUCUUCGUGCAGGAGCUGCGGUGAACCUGUGCUCGCAGGAUGGGCAGAUCCCAUUGCACCUCGCAGCCCAAUAUGGUCACUACGAAGUGUCCGAGAUGCUCCUGCAACACCAGUCGAAUCCCUGCAUUAUAAAUAAGGCAAAGAAGACACCACUGGACCUGGCCUGUGAGUUUGGCAGACUGAAGGUCGCCCAGCUCCUGCUGAACAGUAACAUGUGUGUCGCCUUGCUGGAGGGUCAGUCCAAAGACAGUGCCGAUGCCAACUUCACCACGCCACUGCAUCUGGCUGCAAAGAAUGGGCACAAGGACAUUAUCAAGUUGCUGAUCAAGGCUGGGAUCGAUGCCAACAGGGUGGCUAAAACAGGGACAGCAUUGCAUGAAGCAGCACUGUGUGGCAAGACUGAAGUGGUCCGACUGCUGCUCGAUGCGGGCAUUGACGUCAGCAUCAGGAACACCUACAGCCAGACAGCCCUGGACAUUGUCAACCAGUUCACCACCUCGCAGGCAAGCAAAGAGAUCAAGCACCUACUGAGAGAGGCCUCGGGAGUUCUCCAGGUCCGAGCCCUGAAGGAUUGUUGGAAUAUUCACGACCUCACCUCGCUCAACAUCAGGGCAGGCGAUAUUAUCACGGUUCUUGAGCAGCACGCUGAUGGGCGCUGGAAGGGGCACAUUCACGACAUCCAGAAGGGGACGGACUGCGUCGGCUAUUUCCCCCCAUCCAUUGUUGAGGUGAUCAGCAAGCGAUCAGGCACCCUGACUCGUCAUGCCUCAGUGCCUCCUCACCAGCGCCAGCUCUUCCCCAAGACACACCAGCACAGCUCGAUCACCUCACAAACCGACGAGACGCAGCAGCUCUACCAGCAGAUGUACUCGCAGACUCUGCCCACCCAUCGCACCUUCAAAUACCCGGCCUUCAGUCGGACCAGUCACAACAACGACAACAGCAAGGUGUCUGAAGGUGACAGGAAUAGCGUGGGCAGCACAGGGAGUGCGGGCAGUAUUCGCAGUGCCGGCAGUGGGCAAAGCACUGACAGUGCCAAUGGACAGACUGCCAGCAACAACGGGGAGAAUGGCAAGGCAGCGCCCCCUGAUGGACAUCCGGAGGCCUACAUCAGUAUAGAAGGUCCCAGCGAACAGGUCGACCAGUCUGCAGGAAUGCAGAGACUGCCAGACUUCCCCAGCUACAAAUCUGGAGAACAAGGAUACACGCAACAGUUCAUUCACCCCGACCAACUCCUGGAGGGCAAGGACGCUGAAGCUAUCUUUAAUUGGCUGAGUGAAUUCCAGCUUCAGCACUACACGGCCAACUUCAUCAACGCUGGUUACGACGUGCCAACCAUUAGCCGCAUGACCCCGGAGGACCUGACAGCGAUUGGGGUGACGAAACCUGGUCACAGAAAGAAGAUUUCGACGGAGAUUGGCAAGCUGAGUAUUCCGGAGUGGCUUCCUGACUACAAACCAGUGGGUUUGUUUGAGUGGCUGAGUGCCAUCGGCUUGCCUCAGUACCACAAGAAACUGGUGGAUAACGGCUACGACAGCAUCACCUUCAUCAGUGAGAUCACCUGGGAGGAUCUGCAAGAGAUUGGAAUCACACAGCUGGGGCACCAGAAGAAGGUGAUGAUCGCAGUGAAGAAGCUCCUGGAUGUACAGAAGGCUUUAAAUCAAGCAGAGGCGGAGGCCAAGACAGAGACACUGCGGCGCAAGGUUCCCAGCGCACUGGAGAUUGUCACCAUUGAGCCCUCUCAGGGGGAGAAUGGGGAGUGCAAUUCUCCACACACUCCCAAGAUGCUGACCUUCCAGGAUAGUGAGCUGAGCUUCGAGUUGCAGUCAGCCAUGUCCAACCCUUGUUACAACUGCCAGGAGAGCCUUGUUAUGAAGCAGAUCGGAGCCAUCUCCCGGAGUCAGGAGAGCAUCGGCAUCCGAUCCCGAGGAUCUGGCCAUUCCCAGGAGAACGUUCUCAGGGGGACCAGGUCAGACAGCAAGUCUCAGGAGAGCCUGGGCAGCGGGGACGGCAGCAGCAGCAGUGGCAGCAGUGGGAGGACCACCUUCCUUGGCCACUCUCGGGACACCACGCCUAUUCAGCUUGUCAGUCGAAGCCAGGAUAACGGCUGGGCUUUGGUGAAAAGCAUUGGAGGCAGCCCGAACAAGGAAAGGAAUGGGCCAGACGGGCGAGACCACUACCAGAGGCCUGCCCCACAGCUGGGGGUGCCCACGUCAAACACAGUGAAGAUACUGCAGGCACAGUACCCACUGCCUUCAUCGCCGAACUUCACCCCACCCCAUACUCCAAAUAAAGGGAAGGCAGGCCAGGGCCUGGUCUAUCCUCAGCUUCCCAUCAAAGGUAGACCUGCUGCCUUCUCCUCCACGCUGGAACGUCCCAAGGCCUCACCUCAGAAUAUCUCAAGGUCCCAGCACUUGUCUCAAAUGCCAAAACCCACAGCCCAGGUGUUGGUCAACCAGGGUUUUAUCUACCUGCAGGCCCAGUGUGGUGUCACCAACGGAGACGGGCCUGAGGAUGGGCCACACCCUGACCCCCUGCCAUUGCCCUGCACCAUGCCCAUUCUCCAGUAUCCCAGCCCGGGCUUGGAGCUCAAUGGCAGCAGCCACAAGCCAAAGAAGAGGUCGCAGAGCCUGAACCGUUACGCUAUGUCGGACGGUGAGCCCGAGGAGGAGGAGGAGCUGGACGUUGGGCCCGUCAGCUCCUAUGCCACCCUCACCCGGCGCCCGGGGCGCUACGCGGCCUCCAAAGCCCAGUGCCUAAUAGACAAAAACAUCAUCCGCAGCCAGUCGCUCGCCAUCCGAGGGAAGAGAAAGGGACCUCCGCCCCCUCCCCCCAAGCGCCUGAGCUCCGUGUCCAGCUCCCACGAGCAGGAGUUUGAGCCUGACAAGGUCUCCAACCCAACAUUUGCCCCCUGCAACGCUCCCGACCUGGUCGAAGGGUUGCCCGUUCAACGGGAUCUUAUUGAGGGCAACGUGAGGAGCAUUGCUGCCCUCUUGGAACUGACUGGCUCUCCUGGAGUCCAGGCCAAACCCUCGGCCUUGCCAAAACCUUCCAAACCAGGGAAAAGGGAGAUUCCGGAAGUGAGGAAGGAGAGCCAGCGGACUCUUCCCAACAGUCCUGAGCAUUGCCAUGGCAUGUCCGUGUCAAGCAAGGCCAACCCUGGGCCGUUGGAAAAAGCCAGAGAUUCAGCUGGCCGGUGGCGAACAAUCAGCGAACCUGCGGUCAGCGUGGAGGCCCUGGCGGUGGCCGGAGCUACGGUGGAGGGCGAGGAGGCGAAGUUGGAUACCGAGGACGAGCCUAAAGUCGGGAAAGGGAACCUCGAGGCCUCCUCAUCGUCUCAGAACAGCUCCAGCGAGUGUAUACCUUUUGCCGAGGAGGGAAUAUUGACCAUCAAGCAGCGGCCAAAGCCAAACAAUGGCAGCCGAGCGGAGGCCAGUGCGGAUUCUGAGGCUGGCGUGGAGGGAGUGCAGGAUAAGCCAGGCUUUGAUGACCAGUUGGCGAAUGAGGUGACCAGCACAUCUCCCAGGCAACCGGAGGUUCCCGAGUUUAACCUGACAGAGUCCGACACGGUGAAACGGCGGCCGAAGGCCAAAGAGAAGGAGACGGCAGAGGGUGUGAACGGAGCGGAGCAGCUAUCGCCGCUGCAUUGCGGACCUCGAUACGCAGAGGCCCAGGCCGUGCACAUUGUGGACUCCGGCCCGCACCUCAAGACUGACUUGGACGAUGACGCCUGUGUGGAGUUCAGGAUCGCUGAGAUUGAGAGGAGCAUCCAGUCCUUGGAGAAGGGAACCAAGCAGACGCUCAGACCCCCACUGUCUCCCAAACCAGCCCUCCCCUACCUCCAGCAAACACCACCCAAACAGACCGGCUCGGUGCCUGCUUCCAGCAGGCAUUCCCCAAACAGGAGGCCGGCUACAGAAGCCUGCCACAAGCAGUCUCCUCUGCCCAGUCUGCCCACCCCCCCGAAGCCUGCCCCAGCCCGAGGCCUGCAACUCAGCAGUCCCAGAGCCAGCAGGUCUCCGCAGGUCAGCAGUCCGGGCCCCGCCACACCAAGGCUCCCAUCCCAUGCCCAGCUACCGGGCCUAGGGGGUGCCUCUGGGCCCACAGCCUCGGCCGCUGGCAUGAGCAGGCUGACGGCGGGCAUGGUGGUCCCACAGGCGGCACGUGCUCACCAGCGACUGGAGCAGACCAGCAGUUGCCUGGAGGCGGCACUCCAUGCUGUGGAGCAGAAACUGACUCAAGAAGAUAGUGGCAGUGCAAGCUCCAAUUCCACGAAGUCUGCCGGCAACAUCCUGGAUGACAUCGGAAGCAUGUUUGAUGACCUCGCUGAUCAACUGGACGCUAUGUUAGACUGACCAGAGUGCUUCUGCAAGCUGUCACUUUCCUUUCCACAGUGAGGCCAUCGGUCCCAGCAGAGAAUUCUGCACUGCCGCAGGCUGGAUGUGCCCAGGGAACAUCGUCUGGGAAGCCCAUGUUAGAGGCAGGAAUGGACACUGAUAGACUUAUGCUGCAUUUGAUUCCCAGGGCUUGGUUUGAGGGUGAACCUCCCCAAAGGUUGGCUUCAGGCUGAAUUCCCUGCAGUUGCUAUCAUGGCAAAAUACUGGCAGCUUUUAACCAAGUACAAUGAACACUAACCAUGGGCAUCAGAAGACACUGCAUUUUAUUCCUUUUAUUUUUAUAAAACGUGUAUAGAUAUUUCCCACACUGUCGGCUUCAACUGACCCUGCAAUGAGCACUUAAAUGAGUUAAAGCACAAUAUGUCGACCUGGCUCGGCUGACAGAAGAGAAGGUUCCAGAUCUGGACAAAGAUCUACAAACUACUGUCGUUGGAGUUUCAUAAUUGCACUCAAUGUAAAAAGACCCGUUGAUUAGAAUCAGUUAAUCUCUGAGUGCUGAGUUUCACAGGCAGUCACAAGCUCCUUAGAUAAAAACCCUUCCCGAAAUGUUUCCAUCAGUCUGAAGAAUGGCCUGACCUGAAACAUUGUCUGUCCAUUCCUUCCACAAACUCUGCCAGUCUCGUUGAGUUCCUCCAGCACUUUGAUUCCAGCAUCUGUAGUUUAUGUCUGCAAGCUUCAAAUAUGACUGGUGGUCCACUCACAAGGCAGCACUUACAAAGAGGACACUACCUGUAUCACCACCCAAGCUUAACACUAUAAUGUCUAAUCUUAAAAACGCAAGGAUGUUUAUUGUUUCCAGGUGCGCAAAAGACAAAUGUAGGUCAUUAUAAUUCCUAUCAUUAUUCAGGCAAAAGGUAAAGCUGCAGAACUCUGAGCAGCUCAUCUGAAAGUUGGUGCCAACCAAAUGUGCCAACAGGAUUUCAGGUCCCACACAGUGCAGUGCCUUGAGGGUUUACUUCACUACACUCUUGGUGCUAUAUAAAUGCAAGCUGCUGUAGUUCCCACAGACUGCAGAGGCAACCACGUUGGGGCUGAACCUUACGAUCGAAUUCCGUGCAGUUUGGGAAUCGUGCAGAAUAGCGACCAAUUCCUCGUGGGUGAAGCCUUCUGCGCAUCAGUAUCCAAGUGGGAACUUGGCUUUAAAUGAUUUCCCAGCGUGUGUACUCAACCAAAUCCCCCAACAUUCCACUUUGGCAUUGUUUAGUUUAGUUUACUUGUAGCCACGUUGCACGGAAAUGACGUGAAAUGCUUGUUCUGCAUGCUAUCCAUUCAGAUCAUACCAUCCACGAGUACAAUAGAUCCUCUUCAGGUACAGCACGCAGAGAGUCUCCACGUUCCAGCGCCAUCUUGCAACGGCCAAGUCUCGGGAUAGUCCCACGAUCUUGGCCCGAGCACAUAACCAUAUAACCAUAUAACAAUUACAGCACGGAAACAGGCCAUCUCGACCCUUCUAGUCCAUGCCGAACACAUAAUCUCCCCUAGUCCCAUAUAUCCGCGCUCAGACCAUAACCCUCCAUUCCCUUCCCAUCCAUAUAACUAUCCAAUUUAAUUUGGUGUUGCAACAUGAUUUAUUGCAACACCAAAUAGGAUUAAAUCAAUAAUUUAUUUUGAACAUUCCUGUUCAGGUUUGUUUCUCUCUAGUUUACAUUUGCAGAGGUUUGGCAUUUGCUGUGUAAACACACAGGUCAUUGUUUCUUUCUGUGAUUGGGCUGUGAUUGGCAAUGACGUUUGCUGGGCAAUAAAUUUUUCUCAUCCUUUCGAACUUUUCAUUCUUUGUUCUCGAAAACCUUAGAACAUUCUGCUGCUGCAAGAUCCACGACACCAUUGUCCUCGCCAAAUAGUUUUGCUGGUUCGAGUGACUGCAGGCAUUAAUGCAGAUUUCCUCCACAGCCUGGUGUGCUUUCCUGAAAUAGCUAUAUGCUCACCUCCCAGAUUCACUCAGGUGUUCUCCUCACACAACCCCUUUUUAUCCUUCCCUUUAUAAUGCCUGAGAGAAUGGCACUGAUCUGUACCUCCAGGGUCUCUCGCUGAUAGAGUGAAUCAUUGCCAGUGAAACAUGGUCAAGUAUAUGUCACGGGUUUGAUAGUCUGGUCCGAGUAGCCCUGAUAUUGUUACUUCUUCCCCUGAACUGUAAGAUGCCGUUAAUUCCCCUAGAAAGGAGCAUUUCUUAUGAAUACUUCAUUCACAGUUCAGUAAGUCAGAAAAGAAUCAUGAAAAUUAUUGCAAUGUAAAAACAAAAUAUUUUUCUAAAACAGCACAGUGGCAGAAGGCAAGAUAUUUAAACCGAGGUCAGUAUUUCACAAACAGGUUCUGGUUAUUGGUCCAAAUCUAAUUUGGUUACAGAAUCCCAGUGCAUGCCCUGUAAUUACCACAGCUCUUUUUUACAGCAUUUUGUGUGCCUUUCCUGGCAUGUCAGUACAUAUGUGAAAAUGUGUGUGCGCGCGUGCAUGUUUUUUUAAUUUGUUAACACAAAAAUUGCAGGCUGCCGUGUAAAGCAUAUCAGUACAAACCUAGUGUGUGCAUUUUACUGAUUUCUGGUGGCCUUGGAUGCCUGAAAGGAGCAGAGUCAGGAGCUCUGACCUUUCACAACUGGGUUUUACUGAAACUGACCUCUUUGCUUUAGGGAAGGAGGAAGGAAUGAAGCAUCUGUACAGUUGGCACUCCUGUAUGAAUGACUCAGUGGCACCUCCACAUAUGCGUAAGGGCCUUCCACUGUCAUUGGGAAUUGCAUUGAGAAUCCCAGGCUCUGGUAUAACCACAAUCCCAGGCCAUCAUCAGUUCCAUGCGUCAAUACCAAAUGAUGAAAGGCUCAGCUUUAAUAUGGAAGGUGAAACUAUUUCCACUGGUGUGUGGUUCAUAACCCCAGGGCACACAUUUUACAUGAGGAAAGACAGCAUUGUAGUUCUGCAUACCUCGUUGACUUCUACCAAAAGCGGCAAGAAAUGUCAAGCCGUUUUUUCCCAGUGCAGCUGAAUCGAGCUGUUACAGCAGAUUACUCCAGCAUUGCCAUCGAUCACUGUUUGACACAAGCCCUGGCAGAGUACGUGAUCCUUGGUGUAGGAAGAGUUACUUAUCUCUCGAGGGUUCUUGACAUUUUGUUUGUUAUAUAUUUGUGCUUCGCCUGAAAUAUUUCCAGGGCAAGCCAUUGCCACGGACACCCAAGACAUUCCUGUAAGACUUGCAAUUUGUGGCAUCAUUAGGAAGGGCAAUUUUCACCCAUGAGUAUUGAAAUGAGAAACAACAAUAACAAGAGCAAAGCAAUGCCCUGUGUUGUGCACCUACCCCAGUUGUUGAAAGUAAUGACCAUUCAUUACUACUGGAGAGUUAGACUGAAUUUCAUUGCCUGCCAGAGUAAACAGCAGAGAUCUGUGAGACCAAAGAUUACAAUAAGGUGCAGAAGCAGUCUGCCUUCAGAAAUCAGAUGCAUGGGACUGCAUUAUUUCCACUGCCUGUUAAUUAGUUGUAGGAGCUGUCACAGUCGGCAUUAAGUUUGAUGGUCUGGGUGGAAAGGGAGCGGUUGGGGGAGAACUUCCAAAUGGAGCAGUUUUGUGUGACUGAAUAUUUGUGCGUUGGUUAGCCCUACCAAACUCAGCUGCUCUCCGACCUCCACACAGUUCUGAUCCAACUCAGGGCCUCUAGUAGCUGAGUGGUAGAAUCUGGUGGGGUGAUUGAUGGAGAUGGGAAGAGAAUGAGAUUGGUGUAAAUGGAGCGUUGACGGUUGGCACAGUGAGGCACAGGGCUUAUUUCUGUAUCGCAUACUUCCGGGGAUCUAAGACACGAUCAGAUUAAUUCCCAGAUUAUUUAACCCACUUCAUCUACUACUACAGAAAAUAAAAUGGAGGACAUGCUUAGGAAUGUUCCGGAGAGAUAUGGGCCAAACACAGCCACAUGGGCCCUGCUUAGACAGGGGCAUUUUAGUCAGUUUGGACUUUGGGCCAAAUGACCUAUUUCUGUGCUGUAUUACUAUAUUUGGAUCCAAGUAUUUUACACUCUGCACCAGUAAACCUGCCUUUGAUACAUCACAUACAAGAUUUCCAUAGCUGUGAGUGAGAUGUCUAGCAGAAACUAGCAUGCAGUCCACUCCAAUACAAUUGACCAUUGUGGAGGGCACAUCAGUGUUUGGUUUCCCAGCAACUAUUGGGUGAAACAUCAAUCCAACCACACCCAGCUAUCCAUCAUACCCAUGGAACACUUCACAGCAUAAAUGUAUGAGUUUGAUGUUUGGCAUUUACUCGACUCAAACUAAAUGAAUAAUGAGUCAGUAGGUGUAACAGGCUCGACGCUCACAGAGAAGUGAUCUGAUAUACUUUAAACGGACAAUUAUAAAGUGGCUUUAGCGACCCUGGUCAUUGUGAUGCAGGGCAAUGCAAUGACUGGAUUAGCACAGCGGCAUUCCACAAAGCGGAUGGAGAUGGUCCCGGUUACAUGAGCAUGUGUGCUUAGAUGAGGCGGUUGUUUGGACUCUGGCCUCAUGAGAUAUGCCAGCCUGGCUCAACCUCCAGUGCAGCGAGGGCAUAGAGUUGCCUAGCACACAGCCACCAUUCCCUGGCACUCUUAUUCCUAUAGGUUCCUGCUUGCAAAUAAACAGCAGAUUCCAUAGCAUUGUCGUGAUCGAUGGCCUGCCCGCAGUGGUGAUCAGUGUACAUCACACCCUGAUUCAAGCACAAUUCUGCCUGCUGUGGUAGUAGUGCAAGUUUAUUAUGUAAAUACCUAUCUGCUCCUACCUUACAGAAUAAUAUAUAUUUUUUAAAAAUAUUUUCUUCUCUUCCUAUAAAUGUACCAAAUGUCCUAGACAAAAUCUACAGGAGACGGAUUGAAAGUUGGUUGGGCGGACAGGGAUACUACACUGGAUUUAUUAAGAAUUCUUAACUGCUGUAAGAUUAAUUAGUGCACAGUAUUAUGGAAACAGUUAAUUAUAACAAAUGGAGAAAGGCACAAUGUAACAAUGAAAAUUCUAUUUUGAGCUCUGUAAAAGUUUGAUCUAUGUAAAGUACAACUUACUGACUUGUAUUAUUGUAGCAAAUGUGUAUACUGUGUAUUCUGAAAUUUCUAACAUUGUGUGAUCAAGAAUUUCAAUUUUUACCUGCUUAACUGCAAAAACACAA
This is a messenger RNA of Leucoraja erinaceus (little skate), 10651 nucleotides long. RefSeq names its product caskin-2-like. The record is from RefSeq and is a predicted model, not a curated record. Gene Ontology annotation, molecular function: protein binding. Bases 852 to 5504 code for a protein of 1550 amino acids. The transcript is spliced from 20 exons. Lineage: Eukaryota; Metazoa; Chordata; Chondrichthyes; Rajiformes; Rajidae.